Molecule: messenger RNA, 465 nt
Organism: Staurois parvus
Lineage: Eukaryota; Metazoa; Chordata; Amphibia; Anura; Ranidae
Source: the annotation of a GenBank genome assembly
CCUGUACUGUGUCCACAGUCUCUGGUCAUCUCCUGCACUGUGUCCGCAGUCUCUGGUCAUCUCCUGCACUGUGUCCGCAGUCUCUGGUCAUCUCCUGCACUGUGUCCGCAGUCUCUGGUCAUCUCCUGCACUGUGUCCGCAGUCUCUGGUCAUCUCCUGCACUGUGUCCGCAGUCUCUGGUCAUCUCCUGCACUGUGUCCGCAGUCUCUGGUCAUCUCCUGUACUGUGUCCGCAGUCUCUGGUCAUCUCCUGUACUGUGUCCGCAGCCUCUGGUCAUCUCCUGUAUAUGUCCGCAGUCUCUGGUCAUCUCCUGUAGUAUGUCCGCAGUCUCUGGUCAUCUCCUGUACUGUGUCCGCAGUCUCUGGUCAUCUCCUGUACUGUGUCCGCAGUCUCUGGUCAUCUCCUGUACUGUGUCCGCAGUCUCUGGUCAUCUCCUGUACUGUGUCCGCAGUCUCUGGUCAUCUC